Molecule: messenger RNA, 1578 nt
Organism: Eucalyptus grandis
Lineage: Eukaryota; Viridiplantae; Streptophyta; Magnoliopsida; Myrtales; Myrtaceae
Product: F-box protein At1g30790-like
Exons: 1
Coding region: 235-1446 (403 amino acids)
Molecular function (GO): protein binding
Source: RefSeq, a predicted model, not a curated record
CAAUAAAGAUAUCCGUGCAACCUUAAAAGAUGGAAUUUUCAAAAUAUAUCUUGAGAAAUCCCUACUUAUCAGUAUCCUAUCUUCUCUCAACUUUGAGCUUGAGUAUGAAUUUGCCUUCCACUGAUUAUAGUACCUUGUGAGUGAGUGUUCUUCCCUCUGUUUAAAAGCUAGGUGAGGCUCCCUCCUGUCGCUGGUUCGGUGAUUCACGUGCUUGCUAGUAGGGCCUCGGCGAAGAUGGCGGAUAAGAGCGAGAAGAAGCUGAGAAGUAAGGAGGACGACGAGGUGAGCGGGAGAGAUGGUGAGGCGGUUUCGCCAGAAUUGCCCGUCGGCAUCAUCACCGACAUACUUGUCAGGCUGCCCGUGAAGACCCUGCUGCGAUUCAAGUGCGUCUCCAGGCCCUGGCGUUCCCUUAUCUCCGACCCUUCCUUCGCCAGUUCGUUCCUGGCUCGUUCCCUCGCUCGUCAGGCCGUCACCUCCCUCGUUUCCAUCUCCGACCUGAGCCAGCCGGGCCCGUCGCUUUGCCAGUUCUUCAGGUUGGACCACCAGACGGGGCUUUGCGCUCCUGUACCUCUGCCGGACAUGCCCUCUAAUACCGCGGAGAUCUCAGAAGGCAUCCAUGGCUUCAUUUGCCUCGACGACGGGGGUCUCACUUGCGUGUGUAACCCCAGCACCAGGGAAGUCGCAGCCCUCCCUCUCACCAACCCUGAUUUCCCCGACGAUCUCCAGGGUGAGAUGAGCAGCUUCGCCACAUUAGGUUAUGAUUCAGCCUCGAAACAGUACAAGGUCCUCAAGACGUGGAUUCUGUACAGCCCAUACGGUGGUGUAGCCGCUGCUCAUAAGGUUCUGACGCUAGGUACUAAUUCAUGGAGGACAGUGGAUGAUUGCCCUAUCAAGUUUCCCUGGGAUGAUUGCAUCAGUGAAGAAGGGGCUAUACAUAUCCUGACACGUGACUCGAUGAGGGGGAACAUUGUUGGCACACUCGAUCUCGCGAGUGAGAAGUUCAGGAUGUUAUUGCUUCCUGAAGGUGUCCGCGCGGUUAAGGUUGAGCUGAAGCUAUUCAGAGGGCAUCUGGCCUUGCUAGAGAGCCGACGCCUUCGGGACAACAACACCAUAACACUGUAUGUUCUGGAUGAUUACAGGAGUCGGGCUUGGAAGGAGCUGAGAAUGGUGCUGCCCCGUAGUUGGAAGGAGGACAUAGGUUUUCCUCCUAGAUCAUUACGCAUUAGCAUUCCACGCAACGGCUCCGGCGACAUUUUGCUCAUCCCCACGAUUAUAUACAAGCAGUCUGUGGCGUAUUUGUUCUCUUACAAUGUCGAGAGCAAGAGGGUGAAGAAGGUUCAAAUCCACGGUCCCCCUUUUCACAUUUUUUAUCAGUAUAGGACUCUUUCCUUGGAAUGCAGACCUUUUGAUUUGGUAGACAACAUAUUGUCAUUGAAUCAUGUUUAACUCGUGAAACAGAUUCAGUCGGAACUUCACGUGAUUAUAUCCUAGUAGUAUACUAUGGGAAGAGAAAGUCGCAUUACUGAUCAUAUGUUGUUACCGUCGUCAGAAGUUCAAUGCACAUAAGAUCAAUGCACA